AUGCCGGACGCGCUGCCGGGGCCAGAACUGCUGCAGCUCGUGCUCGACGUGCAACAUCCGUCGCAGCGCUCUGUUGGCCGCCACAGCGACGGUGCCCAUGAGCCCAUUGACGAUGUGGUGCAGCAGCUGCAGCGGCUGCAGGAGAAGGAGGAGGCGGAGGAGGAGAAGAGUCGCCUUCCGGACGCGGAGGAGGUGUACGGGAAGGGGCUGCCCUACGUGCUGAACCCGGCGAACUGUCGUGUCAUGUACAUAGUCCACGAGGACCACGAUGGUCAUGACGACGACGACAUCGAAGAAGAAAUGGCGCGAUUACGAAGAGCGGAGAGUAGCAUGACGCCACUGCAGUGGAUUUUAUCCCCACUGUUUAAACGGAAGGGCGGUGUGAGUUUCGAAAACCCUGGUUGA
Messenger RNA from Trypanosoma grayi, 405 nucleotides. RefSeq lists its product as hypothetical. The record is from RefSeq and is a predicted model, not a curated record. The transcript has a single exon. The coding region runs from base 1 to 405 and encodes 134 amino acids. Lineage: Eukaryota; Euglenozoa; Kinetoplastea; Trypanosomatida; Trypanosomatidae.